Messenger RNA from Nicotiana tabacum (common tobacco), 1789 nucleotides. RefSeq names its product UNC93-like protein 3. Lineage: Eukaryota; Viridiplantae; Streptophyta; Magnoliopsida; Solanales; Solanaceae. The record is from RefSeq and is a predicted model, not a curated record. Gene Ontology annotation, biological process: potassium ion homeostasis.
AAAAACUCAACAAACAUUAAUCAUUAUUAAUGCAAAACAAGAAAAUUAUCACUAUUUUUCUUUGUCUUUCUCUCACCCACCAUGGCCGCUGAAGCUUUCUUAUUGUCAUAUUUGAGGAGCUUAAGCUCUUUCUAUAUGUUCUUUUCUUCAUAGUACUUUGCCGGCAAAUUCUGUUACUCACUUUUCUCUCUCUUUUGACUUUAAAAACAACACUAUAUAUACACUUGUGUGCAUAAAUUCAUUUGUGGGUAUUUGUUCAAAAUUCGAAAAAUUCAAUCUUUAUACUCUUUUUCUCAAUGGCUACUGAUGAGGAAACACCCCUUGUAGUUGAAAAUCCCAAAAAUCAAAACCCAAUUGUGAAUCAUGAAAGAGAUGUUCAUAUUCUUAGCUGUGCCUUUUUAUUGAUUUUCUUGGCUUAUGGGGCUGCUCAGAAUCUUGAAAGUACUAUUAAUACGGAAGGAAAUUUAGGGACAACUUCAUUGGGGAUAUUGUAUCUAUCAUUUAUGUUCUGUUCAAUAUUUGCUUCAUUGGUGGUUAGGAAGCUUGGGUCAAAGAAUGCUUUGAUCCUUGGGAGUACUGGCUAUUGGUUGUUUGUAGCUGCCAAUUUGAUGCCCAAUUGGUAUACCAUGGUCCCAGCUUCUUUGUACCUCGGUUUUGCUGCUUCUAUAAUAUGGGUUGGGCAGGGUACGUAUCUUACUUCCACAGCGCGCAGUCAUGCAAAUGAUCAUGUCUUAAACGAAGCUGUUAUAAUUGGUAAAUUUAACGGUGAAUUCUGGGGAAUAUUUGCAAGUCAUCAGUUUGUCGGAAAUCUUAUCACUCUAGCUUUGAUGAGAGACAGAGAAGGAGGAAGCACUAGUGGCACAACGGCACUUUUCUUAGUUUUUAUUGGUACCAUAACUCUCGGUGCCGUUCUUAUGUGCUUCUUAAGUAAGAGAACUGGUAAAGAGGAGACAGGACUACAAGACUCGUCUGCUAGUUUCUUUUCUUCUGUGGUAACUUUGUUCAAGUCUAUCGUCACCCUUUUACAAGACAUAAGAAUGCUCUUGGUCAUCCCUCUUAUUGCGUAUUCAGGCUUACAGCAAGCAUUCGUAUGGGCUGAAUUCACAAAGUACAUUGUUGUGCCUACAAUGGGUGAGAGUGGUGUUGGUGGUGUAAUGGCUGUUUAUGGGGUUUUUGAUGCAAUUUGUUCUCUAGUGGCUGGCCAUUUUACCUUUGGUCUCUCAUCUAUCUCGAUAAUUGUCUCGGGUGGAGCUUUAGUUCAGGCUUCUGUAUUGGCAUGGAUUCUACUGAGUCACAGUGUGACUGGUGGAGUUCUAGGCAUACUAUAUCCGCUUCUCGUUGCAGCCUUGUGGGGCAUAGGUGAUGGAGUCCUGAAUACCCAGCUAAGCGCAUUGCUCGGGAUACUCUUCAAGGAUGAUCUGGAAGGAGCAUUUGCCCAGCUUAAGCUUUGGCAGAGCUUUGCAAUUGCCGUAGUCUUUUUUCUCGCCCCCCACAUUUCGUUGCAGACGAUGCUAGUGAUUAUGUUCGUCGCCCUUUGCUUAUCCGUGGCUGGUUUUCUUUUCUUGACUCUGAAGGUAGAAAAAGCAUUCUCGUAUCGAGCUGUCUAAGGCGACGCCAAUGGGACAUUUAGUGUUGUAUCAGCUAUGCUAUCAUCUUGUUCUGCAGUGUUGAUAAUCCAUCUUGUAGCAAUAUUUGAACCUGCUUGCUGCAGUGUGUUCUAUUCAACUGAGUUCUCCAGAAAUCCAGUUCACAUUAUCAAUCUUAUGUUUGCUUAUAUAUGUUCUUUCCA